Cinclus cinclus is the source of this 1287-nucleotide messenger RNA. Its product is annotated as acrosin-like. The transcript has 4 exons. The record is from RefSeq and is a predicted model, not a curated record. The coding region runs from base 181 to 1206 and encodes 341 amino acids. Gene Ontology annotation, biological process: proteolysis; acrosome reaction. NCBI's taxonomy places the organism in Eukaryota, Metazoa, Chordata, Aves, Passeriformes, Cinclidae. Gene Ontology annotation, molecular function: serine-type endopeptidase activity.
CACUCGGGGGGUUUCCUGGCAGAACCAGGGGGACAGAUGCCCCUUGGGGUUCUCUGGCUCUACUGCCACUCAGCACUGGGCAGGAAGGUGGGACGGGGGACCUGCAGCCUGAGCAGCAGCAGCCACUGAGCAGGGCAGUGAUGGCUUUGUGCUUCCAGUGGGACCUGUGGGCUCCGGCCCAUGGCUUCUGACCACAGCUCUGCAGUUCUCGACUAUGACUCUGUGGCUUCUGCUGAGGACACGUCCCAUGCUGUGGGUGGCACCAGUGCCCAGGCAGGGGUCUGGCCCGGCAUCAUCAGCAUCCAAGCCACCUGGAAGAAUGGCACGUGGCACAUGUGCACAGGUGUCCUCCUCAGCUCCCAGUGGGUUCUCACAGUUGCACACUGCUUUGCCAGGGCCAGAGAUGUCUCCAUGUGGGAGGUGGUGAUGGGGGCUACAGAUCUGACUCACCUGGGCCCUGAGGCUGAGGUCAGACACAUCCAGAGGCUCCUGGUGCACCAGCACUACGUGCCUGCCACGGCCAGGAACGACAUCGCCCUGCUGGAGCUGGACCAGCCCGUGGAAUGCAGUGACUACAUCCAGCUGGGCUGUGUGCCUGACGCCUCGCUCAGGGUCUCAGAGCUGAAAUCCUGCUACAUCGCCGGCUGGAACUUUGCCAGAGCUCAGGGAACAGGCGUGGCACUGCAGGAGGCCAAGGUCCACCUCAUGGACACAGAGCUCUGCAACAGCAGCCCGUGGUAUGCAGGGGCUGUUCAUGCUGACAACCUGUGUGCUGGGUACCCACAGGGCGGCAUUGACACCUGCCAGGGGGACAGCGGGAGUCCCCUCGUCUGCAAGGACAAUGGAGCUGACUACUUCUGGCUCGUGGGAAUGAACAGCUGGGGAAGAGGCUGUAACAGAGCCAGGCACCCUGGGAUCUACACUUCCACUCAGCACUUCUACAAUUGGAUCCUGCUCCAGACUGGCCUGAGCCCAGCCGAAAGAGCUGGUCCAGCACCAGAGCCAGUUAUUACCUCGGCCCCUGAGCAGCGUAUGAAACAAGAGGAGCCAGAGGAAGACAUCAACUUGACCCCCGAGUACAGCCAGAGACCAGCGGUGACAUCCUCGGGCAUGUCACUGCCCCUGUCAUUCCCACAGCAGAUCCUGGUGCAAUUCUGGAAUCUGCUGCAGGACUUCCUGCAGUUUCUGAAGGACAAGAAAGCUUGAGCAGCAGGGGGAUGAGCAGCAUCCAGGGUUACAGUUGACCAUGGCAUUUCCUGGUGGGCCAAAGGUAGCCUUGGAGACAGA